GCCUCGAUGUGUUCCAGUGUCAGUCCCUAAAUCGACUCUUUCGUUUCCGAUCCAAACAGUGGAGCCAACAUCGGAGAGGGAUUCCGUAGAAGAAACCACCAAUUCUGAUCCAUUCUCUUUUCGUUUCCUCGUUGAUUCCAACUCCUUUAGAUCUCAACUCUACUUGCUUUACUUCAGAUCCCAAGUUCAUCCUCUGUUACAGAGAAAGUGUGAAGAAGCAUAUUUUAGAGUGAUAAAAAUGGCGGGACCACUGCGCGGUGGUCGAUUAAGCACCGGCGGAGGAGGGGGGACUGUCGGUGCCGGAGGACCUCUUCGGAGCUUCUUCUCUUACCGGAUCUUCGUUUCUGCCAUGUUUACUCUUCUCUUCCUUGUUACUCUCUCUGUUCUCUUCACCACUAACCCUUCUACUAACCAUCACGAUUCAGUUCUGCCCAGUACCGGACCGCCGGUACAGGCCUACGUUCACCGGACAUUUCUGGCUCUAAAAUCGGAUCCAUUGAGGACGCGAGUCGACUUGAUCCGCAAGCAGGCCAAUGACCACAUCGCCCUUGUCAACGCGUACGCCGCCUACGCUAGAAGGCUUAAGCUUGAUAACUCUAAGCAACUCCGUGUUUUCGAGGAUCUGGCGCGAAAUUUCUCCGAUCUCCUCACUCGGCCAACUUAUCGUGCCGCCUUACUCGAACCCGUUGGAGCCAUCGAAGAAAACGUCCUCAGGCAAUUCGAGAAGGAGGUGAAGGAUAAAGUUAAAAUUGCUCGACAGUUGAUCGGUGAGGCGAAGGAUUCGUUCGAUAAUCAACUUAAGAUCCAGAAGCUUAAAGAUACAAUCUUUGCUGUCAAUGAACAACUCACGAAGGCCAAGAAGCAAGGAGCUUUCUCAAGUCUAAUCGCUGCCAAGUCGAUCCCCAAGAGCCUCCAUUGUCUUGCGAUGCGGCUUGUAGAGGAGCGAAUCGCGCAUCCCGAGAAGUACAAGGAUGUUGGCCCCAAACCGGAAUUCGAGGACCCGAGCCUUUAUCACUAUGCAAUUUUCUCUGAUAAUGUGAUUGCCGCGUCGGUUGUGGUAAAUUCUGUUGUGAAGAAUGCAGAGGAGCCCUGGAAACAUGUGUUCCAUGUGGUGACGGAUAAGAUGAAUCUUGCGGCAAUGCAGGUUUGGUUUACCAUGCGGCCGGUUGAAGGAGGUGCCCAUGUUGAAGUGAAAGCAGUGGAGGACUAUAAAUUCUUGAAUUCUUCCUACGUUCCCGUUCUCAAGCAGCUUGAGUCCGCGAACCUGCAAAGGUUUUACUUUGAGAAUCGAGCAGAGAAUGCAACAAAGGAUACCAACAAUAUGAAAUUCAGGAACCCCAAGUAUUUGUCCAUGUUAAAUCAUCUUCGGUUUUACCUGCCGGAGAUGUACCCAAAUCUUCAUAGGAUCCUAUUUUUGGAUGACGAUGUUGUGGUGCAAAAGGACCUGACGGGAUUAUGGAAGAUUGAUAUGGAUGGGAAGGUGAAUGGGGCUGUUGAAACCUGCUUUGGGUCUUUCCAUCGUUAUGCCCAGUAUAUGAACUUCUCGCACCCUCUCAUAAGAGAAAGGUUUAAUCCCAAGGCUUGUGCUUGGGCCUAUGGAAUGAAUUUCUUUGACCUUGAUGCUUGGAGGCGAGAGAAGUGUACCGAGGAGUAUCAUUACUGGCAGAGCCUGAAUGAGAACCGUACAUUAUGGAAAUUGGGAACCCUGCCACCAGGUCUAAUCACAUUCUACUCAACAACAAAGCCGUUGGAUAAAUCAUGGCAUGUUCUUGGGCUUGGUUAUAAUCCGAGCAUAAGCAUUGAUGAGAUAAAAAGGGCUGCAGUCAUUCAUUAUAAUGGGAACAUGAAGCCAUGGCUAGACAUUGCAAUGAACCAGUACCGGCCCUUCUGGAGCAAAUAUGUGGACUAUGAGAUGGAGUUUGUGCAAGGGUGCAAUUUUGGCCUCUAGAUAAAUACCUUCUUUCAUGGGACAGUGAUGAGGUAACACCAAACAGAGUUGCAGUCAUUGUUCUGUUUUGGGUAGUCAUCUUUUUGGGAGUUCUUGUUAGCACUUAGCACCAAUUAUCAAUAGUCAGUUACAAUUUUUGGAGCAAAGCUCAUCAGUGUUUUCAUAAUUCUUUAUGGUGAAAACACUAUGUGAUCCUCCCUUUGGUUAGUUAUACUGUCUUCAAAUAUAAUUUGUUUGUACCUCGACCAAUUUAGUCUUGUGCACGUUGAAGCCAUUCUUGUGUAGCUUAGAUAAUCUUUCCAAAUGUAAUCAGAUAUUGCUAAAUGACAACAAAUAUCAAGAUCGUGGCAGAAGUUUGCUAAUUUGGUUUAACAUGUUCGCCUUAUUCUA
This is a messenger RNA of Nelumbo nucifera (sacred lotus), 2338 nucleotides long. Its product is annotated as putative galacturonosyltransferase 9. Gene Ontology annotation, molecular function: polygalacturonate 4-alpha-galacturonosyltransferase activity. The record is from RefSeq and is a predicted model, not a curated record. NCBI's taxonomy places the organism in Eukaryota, Viridiplantae, Streptophyta, Magnoliopsida, Proteales, Nelumbonaceae.